GUGGCUUGAAUGUGAUGUCAAUAAGUACGUCAGCUUGGCGCCAGUCUAAACUCAGUUGAGAAGUGAUGUGGUUGCCGUUGAUUACACUGUUGGCGUUGCCCUUUGUGACCAGUAAUGAAGACAAGUCGAAAAAUUUACUGGUGCUUUUGGAGAAUGUCUAUAUAAAGGAGACUCAUUCCACUUUUUUAAAUAUGUUAACAAAUAGAGGGUAUAAUUUGACUACAAAACUUGCUGAUGAACCAUCUAUUUCGCUAAAAUACCUUGGGGAAUAUUUAUACUCAGGCCUAAUAAUUUUGGCUCCAUCUGUCAGUGAGUUCGGAGGUGCUAUAAACGUCAAUGAGAUAACCAAUUUUGUUGACGAUGGAGGCAAUCUCGUUGUAGUUGCAGGCCCUAAUGUCGGCGAAUCUAUUAGACAGUUGGGAAGUGAAUGCGGGCUAGAGUUUGACGAGGAAAACACUUUUGUUAUAGACCACUUCAACUACGACAAAAAAGAUGACGGUUCACACUCUUUAAUCAACUUACCUGUCAGUAACCUGGUCAAAAGCAGUGUGAUAACUGGAGGGAAAGUUGGUGCACCUCUCUUAUAUCGUGGAAUAGGUAUUUCAGCUGAUCAAACUAACCCUUUAAUCAUUGAUGUCUUACAUGGAUCAAAAACUUCUUACAGCUAUAAUCCAGAUAAACCAGUUACAGAUUACCCAAAUACUGUCGGGAUAAACACUCAACUAAUAACAGCACUACAAGCAAGAAAUAACGCACGGGCAUUGUUCAUUGGUUCUUUAGAUUUUCUAUCAAAUUCAUUCUUUGAAUCUACCGUUGAAACAGAGUCUCAUAAGAGUGUUCUUUGUGGUAAUCAAAUGCUUACUGAUAAUUUGUUGCGAUGGGUUUUGGGUGAGCGUGGUCAGCUACGAUAUACGUACGUAAAACAUCACCGAGUGGGUGAAACUGUUCCACCUAACCAGUAUACAAUUUUGGAUGAUGUUAUUUACACCAUAAAGAUAGAAACAAAAGACGAUAAUGGAAACUGGAUUCCUUUCGAUGCAGACGAUGUUCAGUUGGAGUUUGUGCGAAUCGAUCCAUUUAUCAGGAAGAAAAUGGAGCACAAAGAUGGCGAAUACAAACUUGUUAUGAAAUUACCUGAUGUGUACGGGGUAUUCAAAUUUGUAGUUGAUUAUUAUCGCAUUGGGUAUACACAUCUGCUAAGUGUUAUACAAGUUCCAGUUCGUCCAUUUACUCAUACACAAUAUGAACGAUUCCUUGUAGCUGCUUAUCCUUAUUACACUAGUGCUAUAUCAAUGAUGGUUGGCCUAAUCUUAUUUAGUUUUAUAUUUUUGUAUCUUAAAGAUGAUAAAGAAAAGGGGGAAUAAUAAAAUACUCAAUGACUACACUUUGUGUGUGAUAUAUAUAUUUGUAUGUGUAUGUAUUUUCGACACUUUAUUUUCUUUUGUUAAACACAAUUCUACACGUUUGUAUCUUGUAUGAAAAUGAAAUCUAACUUUGCUCUUGUAUUGUGCAAAUUAGGUAUUUAUUUGUAGCCUGAUUUACAAUGACUCUUGCUUUGUUCAUCUCUGCUAUUCAUUUUCAAGUUUGUAUAAUAUAUUCAUGUGUUCUUGAACCAAAGCUUCUAUCGUAUUGUUUUGAAUUGUAUCAUGUGUGACGUUUUAUUUUGUUUUUUCAAUAAAUACUCUAUUUUGACCGAGUGAAA
This is a messenger RNA of Schistosoma turkestanicum, 1702 nucleotides long. The record is from the annotation of a GenBank genome assembly. Lineage: Eukaryota; Metazoa; Platyhelminthes; Trematoda; Strigeidida; Schistosomatidae.